CUGUUGUUCCACUUCUUGCAUUCUCUCACCGCGCCUUCUUGAUACCCAGUACACCUUCUAAUAUUGCGCACUUUCCACCACUUUCUUUCUCGACUGCGCACUUCACUGUCGCGCUUGCCACGACCUUCAACGGCGUGACUGCUUCUUGGACUUGAAUGCGCCUGACCAUCCCCGCAACAGAUGAGCGUUGUUGUCUCUAGGCUUCCACUUCUUCACUCUCAAUGCAGUCCAUGUUCCGCCUCCCAUGGAGUACGGAGUCGCCUGGCGACAGAAUCAUGGAGAAGGCUACGCUGCACAAGUCAAGACAGAUGCCGGUCGUUGAAAUCCCAGCUUUCAACAUGAACCAAAUCAAGCGCAAGGCGACUGACAGUCCCGAGCCGGCAUCAACGCAGCAUGCGCACGCAGUGAAGAAGUGGAAAGACGCCCAAGGCGAGCUGAAGCCCGUGGUGGCGAGCCGUAGUAUGGACGGUGGCGCAACUGAGUCUCCGCGAUCGGAAGAUGCGCAGAGCGUGCCUCAGGCAGCUUCUGCGGAUAUUCUGGACUCGCGACCAAAAGCACCGCUACCACGGAAGGACAGCGUAAUGAAGGCCAGGACAUCGAAGCCCCAGAAAGUCAAUGUGAAAUCUGAAACUGUCAACACUCCUGAGACUUCGACGACAUCAAACUUGACCGCUGUACAACAAGCGAUCGAGGCGCAAAUCAGCUACGAAAUUCUUCUGAAGCAUAACGAGCUUCGUCUGAUUGAGCAGGAGUUGGCCAAAUGUCAGGUUUCGCUGGAGCAGCUGCGCCGAUGCUCGAUGAUUCCGUUCCCAGGCACUGAAGGUCUCUUUGACGACCUCAGCCGUGGUGUUGGCGCUGCUCUGCAGCCGCCUGCCGGCUACACAGAGCCUCAGAACGCUGCGCCUUGGGGAGUCACCGAUGGUCCAUACACUCGUCAUUACGCCAAGUGGUUGAUCUCGGACAUGCAGUUUGACCCUGUGUCUGAACGUGCGCUCGCUCAGCAGCAGAGCUACUUCGGAAUUGGUGAAGGCAGGGCGACGCGUGGCAGUUUCGGUGACUUUGGUCAUGGAAACAGGGGCCGCACGUCACGAACUUCGACUGGAAUGUUGAAGCUCCCGCCGCUCGGUGAAAAUCCAGCACCAGUUCCAAAGAUUGAUCCUCUGCUGCACAAGCGAUCCACCGACGGUCAGUGGGUCCGACUUUACUGCGCUCAAUGCGGUCACAGCAACUUCUCCAACACGCAAGGUUUCCUCAAUCACUGCCGUAUCAAGCACAGCCUUGUCUUCAAGAGCCACGACCAGGCAGCCAUCGCCUGCGGUGUUCCGGUGGACAUCAACGAGGCUGGCCAACCGGUCACGGCUACUGAGCCCGUCAGCACGCCAGCCUUGGCACCUGCAGUGUCGUUCUCCAUGCCCGCUACACCUGGCAUUGUGAACCCUCUUGCAGCGCAAUCCACCCUGACUGCGCAGGCCAAGAACGUCCAUCGUGAUUUCAACGCUUCCCCACGGGAGGAGUCGAAGCCUGUCUCUGCCAACUUUACCGGCUCGCCAUCAACGCCGCAUCUGAGUGCUUUGGCUCAAAAGCGCGGGUUUGAGGGCAACCUGAAGGAGCUUGUCACCACUGCUCGAUCGAAGGUUGACCUUGACGCGAUGGAGCACUCAGAUGACGAUCUCGCGGACACCACUGCGGCUCCGACCCCAGUCAAUGCCAACCCGCCUCAGCUAGCGCGCCUUCCCGCUAGCGCCCCCAACAAAGCGCCUGCAAGCAAGGCUCCCUUGGCACGACCAGGCAGUAGGAAGGGCAAUCAAGCCAGCCACGCCCGACUUCCGUUCUCGUUGCCGUCCCCCGUCAAGUCAGAGUGUGACGAGCACAUGCCAGACUCGCCGUUGGACCUCAGCCCUCACACCGUUGACUCCAACCCUGGUCUCGUGAGCGAUCACGAUGACGAUGAUGACGAUGACGAGGACGCGCACAGCCAGCCUGACUUUAUGCUUCACGACGACGUCGUUGUUGAAGAUGCGAGCGACGUGGAAGGCUCGCACGAGCGCGCAAGCUCUCGCCAUGGGCUGGACAGCUGCUGCGACAAGGGAGAGAUGAGCCACAAGCAUUAGGCAGCGAGCGGGUUAAUUCUGCCUCUCCUUCUCGCCUUUCUUGCUUUUAGAAUUUACGCCUUUUUCUCACCGUCGACAGUUGUCGGCGGCUAUACAUGAUACCAACCUUUAGUUGGCAGUUUGCCAGCGGACUCUCUCAAGCUUCUCAACAGCUUGCGCGCGUCUGCUUCUCCUCUUGCGCUGUUUUUUUCCUUCAUCGAUACCCCGGCUCGAUGAUUCUCCAAAAUCUACCGGUCAGAAA
Messenger RNA from Boeremia exigua, 2352 nucleotides. RefSeq lists its product as uncharacterized. The transcript has 2 exons. The record is from RefSeq and is a predicted model, not a curated record. Lineage: Eukaryota; Fungi; Ascomycota; Dothideomycetes; Pleosporales; Didymellaceae. The coding region runs from base 222 to 2111 and encodes 629 amino acids.